Mitosporidium daphniae is the source of this 468-nucleotide messenger RNA. RefSeq lists its product as uncharacterized. The record is from RefSeq and is a predicted model, not a curated record. The coding region runs from base 1 to 468 and encodes 155 amino acids. The transcript is spliced from 2 exons. NCBI's taxonomy places the organism in Eukaryota, Fungi, Microsporidia.
AUGACGGAUAAAAGUUUAGGGUCUGAUACGGCGACCUUAAUUGAUGAGGCGCAGAAACUAAGCAAUGCCGAUGCCAAAAGCAGCCAUUCAAAUAGCGAUUCCGAUGCCAAAUGGACCCAUUCAAAUGGCGAAAUAGUUUCGUUUUUCACUUCAACUAGCCUUGAAAAGUGGACUCCAAUGUUAUCUCGGGAAUUGUCAAGGCUGUAUUUGGCCAUUCAAUGCAUAUGCAAAAAAAGUAUCCCUUUGGAGCCACCUUGUUUUCGAGAACUUCUAAACUUCAUGAUGAAAGAUGAUGAACAUGUUUCGGCAGCAGGUAUUCCAGGUGCGGGUGGAUUUGACUCACUCUUCGUGCUUUCGCUUAAAGAUUUUGAUCUUGCAGCCGUACUACAAAAGUGGAAUACUUUACCUUGUUCACUGUCUUCGGUAUCAAACGCAACCAUUCUAUCUUCAUGGAAUCUCUCUCAAUAG